ACCCUUGCAUCAGACACGAAGCUGCACAUUCCUGAGAUCGUUGACGUGAGUGCCCUGUCGUUAACCACGUUCGCAGCAUCACACCAUGCCCAACGUCCCACCGUCAUCAUACCAUAUCGUUGCCCAUGCUUGAUCCGCGUAUGACAGGUGCAGCAUCUGCAUAUCGAUUCCUAACGCUGCAAGACGUGGAGCCUUCUCUGUGGAGAGGAGAUUGUUUCCUUUUGCUGGAAACUGAGCCCGCGCUUUCCACGUGUGCAACCCCACCACAACUACGCUGUUGGGCACUGCAUGCGAGACAUCUCGACCAAGCAAGUCCUUGGCUUGUGGCCUGCAACGCCAAAUCCGCCAGACUGGGCCCUUCAUGGCUUUGCUUGCUCAUCAUGGCCGCUUUCAGCACCCUCCGCGGAGCCCUGGUAAUUACGAAUCAGCAUUAUCUGAGGUGCGGUGACAGCUGCCAAGGGCAAUUACCAAUUGCAAUUGCUGUAACGAUCAGCAUCCAGCAAACCCAUGUUUCCCAGAGGGCGAACGUCGAAAAACACCCUAAACACAGUGGUCAACGAGUCUCAUCGGAAUGUCUUGCGCUGUGUACAGACUGGCGACAUGUUCGAAAUCUCCGAGCAAUUGACGACACAUGCGAUGGCUUGAGGAAAAGCAGCCACACGCUUGUGUUUCAGAGCACGGCAGGAUUUCCGCCAUCUUGCCGGGCGGAUUGCACUCCGGACUAUUUUUGCGUCAUUGAUGGUAGGAAAAAUGAGGAGCCACUGCUGUCGCCACUAUCUGAAGGACGACGGGAAUGGCAUCUACCAUUCCUUUCCGUUGUUUGAACGCACUUCCCAGAAGUUCGUUUUGGUGCAGCAGUAUCCGCUGGCGGGCAGCGGGCAAGAAGCAUCAUUGACGUUCGCCAAGGCAAAGCGGAAUUAGUGAGGUUUGUCAGACCCUGAUAAUGGCGCCUAAGCAUCAACUUGUCUGUAUCGCGCUCCCCUUACUCAUUUGCCAUUUCAAGCCUUCCAGAACACCGGAAUCUUCGACCGAGGCCAAACAACUUCGUUGUAACGACUUCUCUAGCUGCCGAAGACAGACGCCGCCCGGCAGAUAAUCAGACCACGAUACGACCGACGACCUCGAAGCUGAUCCUUGAACGCUCUGGACAUGCGAAGAAACAUAAGGACAU
Macroventuria anomochaeta is the source of this 1171-nucleotide messenger RNA. RefSeq lists its product as uncharacterized. Bases 126 to 824 code for a protein of 232 amino acids. NCBI's taxonomy places the organism in Eukaryota, Fungi, Ascomycota, Dothideomycetes, Pleosporales, Didymellaceae. The transcript has a single exon. The record is from RefSeq and is a predicted model, not a curated record.